Protopolystoma xenopodis is the source of this 597-nucleotide messenger RNA. NCBI's taxonomy places the organism in Eukaryota, Metazoa, Platyhelminthes, Monogenea, Polystomatidea, Polystomatidae. The record is from the annotation of a GenBank genome assembly.
AUGCUACUCGAGGCGUUAUUACCCAUCCCCUGCAUCUGGGUGACUUAUUCGAGGCUGAAGCCUCUGAGUGAGUCUCAUGAUCAAGCCUUUGCUACAUGGACCAUGUCCUUGGUACAACCAACUAUACCUCUAGAUUUAUCUGUUGAGUCUCAGCGCUCUCUGCGUUCUUCCAUCGGACCUUCAUCAAAUGCUGGCUCCGCAGCUUUAGCCGCCGAAGCCGCCAGGACGCGCCGUGAGAAGAUUAUGGCGAGAAUGUCUGGUGCACAAAGGCGUUUCAUCACUCAGCUUGGGGCCGAUGCUGCGGCCGCUUCCGCGACAAAGAACUCUUCAGAGUUAACUUGCGUUACUACUGGAGAGGCCAUUGAUCCAGAGGAGCCUUCCACUGAAUCUAUGGACUUUGAGUCAGAGUCUUUUGAAUCAUCAAGACUUCUUCGCCCGGCUGCAUUGGGUCUGAAUCGUCAAUUACCCGAAUUUAUGGUUCCUACUAAUUCUGCUGCACGUCUACCCACCACUUCUACUGUUACCUGCACUCUCUGUUUGACUAUUCUUCUAGCUGGCUACCUCUUUUUUGACACCUCCGGUAUGAAGCCAUUCUGA